AUGCCGUCCACGUCUCUCCUCCGCGUCGCCGUCCGCGGCUCCACCUCCUUCCUCCGCGCCUCCUCCGCCCGCCCCGCGCAGCCCCUGAUGGCUCGCUCGGCCGCCGCCGCCGUUGUCGUCGCCCGCCCGGCCGCCUUCAGCACCUCGGUUGCCCGCCGCAGUGAGCACGCCGAGGAGACCUUCGAGGAGUUCUCCGCCAGAUUCGAGAAGGAGUUUGACAGCGUUCAGGACGUCUUCGAGCUCCAGCGCAACCUCAACAACGCCUUCGCCUACGACCUCGUCCCCUCUCCCACCGUCAUCGCCGCCGCCCUCAAGGCCGCCCGGAGGGUCAACGACUUCGCCACCGCCGUCCGCAUCUUCGAGGGCGUCAAGGCCAAGGUCGAGAACAAGGGCCAGUACGAGCAAUACCUCCAGGAGCUCAAGCCUCUCCGGGAAGAGCUUGGCGUGCCGCUGAAGGAGGACCUGUACCCCGAGGAGAAAUAA
This is a messenger RNA of Purpureocillium lilacinum, 483 nucleotides long. RefSeq names its product cytochrome c oxidase subunit 6. The record is from RefSeq and is a predicted model, not a curated record. Gene Ontology annotation, cellular component: mitochondrial inner membrane. Gene Ontology annotation, biological process: mitochondrial electron transport, cytochrome c to oxygen. NCBI's taxonomy places the organism in Eukaryota, Fungi, Ascomycota, Sordariomycetes, Hypocreales, Ophiocordycipitaceae.